AGGCUGAUGAAGGAUCUCUUUGUGGAGGUCCAGCAUGCCCUGAAAUAUGCUGACAUCUCUGUCGUCUUUGGCCUGGAGGAGAGCAUCCAAUUCAGUGGUGAGGAUGCGGUGAAGGCCAUCGUGAAGACUGCGGCUAAAAGAUUGUCCCUGCGUUCGGACUCCAACCGGGCUCAACUGCGUGCCGCACGCUCUGGUAGCGAGGGAGCCAUCAGGUGCAUGGCGGACACCAUCACACAGGUCAUAGAGGACUGGAGUUUCGAAGGCCAUUUUGGAGCCAGGAGGAGCCGUGGUAGUGGGAGGUCACACUCCUCAACCUCCUCAAGGAGUGACGUCACCCUCACCGAGGAGCUCCUGGCUUGGAGGGAAACCCUAGACGAGGACCUAGAGGAGAUGGCUGAUGACAGCACUGGUUUGGAAAAGACCAGUGUGAGCUCAGCCAUCUCUGAGAAGUCCCAGGUAAUUAGCUACCUUUCUGAAAGCACCAAGCCCAUCAGCAGCGCCCUCUCCACAGACCUCGAGGACAUCACCUCCACACAGAAGAAAGAGAAGGAAGAAGCUAUGCAGAAAGAAGUGAGGAAGUCAGGAAAGAAGAAGCGAGGAAAUAACAAGAACCAGAAGAAGAACAAGGUGUCUCCUCUUGGCAAUGAUAGUACUGUGGCUGCAGAUGAGCCUAAGAAAAAACAGGCUCUCCUCCCGCGGAUCACAGCCGCCCUGGCAAAACUAUUUUGCUUCCCCUGCAAGAAAAAAAUGCAAACGUAA
Messenger RNA from Oncorhynchus keta (chum salmon), 759 nucleotides. RefSeq lists its product as uncharacterized. The record is from RefSeq and is a predicted model, not a curated record. Lineage: Eukaryota; Metazoa; Chordata; Actinopteri; Salmoniformes; Salmonidae. The coding region runs from base 7 to 759 and encodes 250 amino acids. The transcript has 3 exons.